This is a messenger RNA of Paramecium tetraurelia, 402 nucleotides long. RefSeq lists its product as uncharacterized. Lineage: Eukaryota; Ciliophora; Oligohymenophorea; Peniculida; Parameciidae. The transcript has 2 exons. The record is from RefSeq and is a predicted model, not a curated record.
AUGAAUAAGAAAAUGAAACAUUCGGGAUCUAUUACAUUUAGAAUGCAUGAAUCGAGUUUGAUGGACUCAAUUUUAGAUUCAACUACUGCAAGAUAGCCUCAUUCUCUAUGUGAAGAUUCGAUUGCCUUCAUUUUGAUGGCCUAGAGUGCCAAUGACCAUAUAAGAAUAAUAAGAGAAAUUAUUCAAUCCACUAAAGAAACGAAAAAUAGACUUCGUCAAGGUAUCCAAGAUUUGAGAUUGAGUCUAAACAAUCUGGAACACUCUCAAUAAAGAGACAUUCUCAAUACUGAAUAUGAAUUCACAGUCAAUGUCAAUAAAUUGAAAUCUGUAACUUUGAUUAAUAUUCCUCAAGAGCCUAUUUUAUCAUAUUUAGGAUUAAAGAGAGCAGAACAAUCAGUUUGA